UGUGGAUUUUGGCGAUCUGCCUUUCAGUGGAUUACGUUAGGUGGCUGCUUAAAUAGCAAAUCAACGCAGUUGCAAUUGAGUACUUGAAUUAAGCGGCAGUGCAAUGGCGGGACUUAAUAUUUCUUUGUAUAUAUUUUUCGUAGUAAUUUGUUGUUGUAAUUGGAACAAUAUAAUUGUUGCUAGCAGGAUUCGUUGCAGAACUCCAGCAAGAAAGAUCGGCUACUGUGUCUGGCCUGAAAACUGUCCCGCGCUACGAGAUACUAUGAUAUAUGAGGAUUUGCUGAAUAACCAGGACUGUGCAAAUUCGGGACUUAUUGGUGAAGUUGUCUGUUGUCCGCGCAGCAAAUUUACUGGAAGUAGACGCCGUACAACUACCGGUAGCACUACAACUACAACUACCACUACAACUACAACUACACCUGCCACAACAACUACAACAACAGCAAAACCAAAAGUAGCUGCGUUACCUUCACGCUUUGGCCAACUCAUAGCUGCACCCAAUACCCCGAGUUCAGAUUUGCUUAAUUUGCAUCCUGACGGCUUGGCAUUGCUGAAUAAGCAAAACUGUGGAAGAGUCCUGACCGAUCGCGUAGCAUUUGGUACAAGUACUUUUCUAGAUGAAUUUCCAUGGGUCGCAAUGUUACUCUAUGCCAACAAGCAACCUCAAUGUGGUGGUUCAGUAAUAACGGAACGUUUUGUUUUAACAGCGGCGCAUUGCAUUAAUGAUGAUCUACAAAUCGUGCGCUUGGGAGAACACACAGUGUCCACUGAAAGUGAUUGCAAAGCUGGAGUGUGUCUCACAUACAAGGAAUUUGGCAUCGAAAAAGUCUUCAAGCAUCCAAACUACAAUUUUAUGGAAAAGAUCAAAGAUAUCGCUUUGAUCAAACUUAAUGGAACUGUUACAUUUACAAUCAACAUCAAACCUAUUUGCUUGCCAACGCAACCAGGGGCAUUUGAAAUACCGCCGAAUAGUAAUUUAACCGUUGCUGGCUGGGGGCUAACAGAAAACAAUGAACCAGCUGAUAUUCUACAGAAGGGUCUACUGAAACUUGAGGAACUGGAUGUUUGUAAGGAGAUAUAUAUCAGGUACUUGAUUGAUGAUUCAAAAAUUUGCACCCGUGCCGGUGUAAACAACUCCGUUUCCUGUCCGGGCGAUUCUGGUGGUCCACUGUUUUGGAAAGACCCACAACGCAUGAUUUGGGGCAUGUAUAUGGAACGUUACACGCAAAUUGGUUUAGUUUCCUUUGGUUAUAAGAACGGGUGCGGUGCUCUCACUACUGUGCCGUUUAUGUAUGAAAGUGUUGCAAACUCCAUGGCAUGGAUAACACACACAAUUUUGAACUGAAAGGGGGUUUCGAAA
Messenger RNA from Anastrepha obliqua, 1360 nucleotides. RefSeq names its product serine protease grass-like. The record is from RefSeq and is a predicted model, not a curated record. The transcript is spliced from 6 exons. Gene Ontology annotation, biological process: proteolysis. Gene Ontology annotation, molecular function: serine-type endopeptidase activity. Bases 104 to 1345 code for a protein of 413 amino acids. Lineage: Eukaryota; Metazoa; Arthropoda; Insecta; Diptera; Tephritidae.